Messenger RNA from Hypomesus transpacificus, 1710 nucleotides. RefSeq lists its product as uncharacterized. The transcript has 7 exons. Bases 629 to 1600 code for a protein of 323 amino acids. The record is from RefSeq and is a predicted model, not a curated record. Lineage: Eukaryota; Metazoa; Chordata; Actinopteri; Osmeriformes; Osmeridae.
UGUUCUGUAGUGUGCGUAGUCUAUUGUGUGUGUGUGUGCAGGGUGGUCUACCUGUGUAUGUGCUCUAUCUGUGUGUGUUGUGUCUGCCUGUGUGUUUGUGGUCUACCUACACCAGUGUUGUGUGUUCUCUGUGUGUCCCACCUGUGUGUGUGAGCGUCUACCUGGAUGUCCAGGGAACACACACCUUUAUCACCUCUGCUUGAGUGCUGGGGAACAGGGGCGGGGCUUGUUAACACAGGUGUGCAGUGCUUGUUAACACAGGUGGGCGGGGCUUGUUAACACAGGUGGGCGGGGCUUGCAUGAGUAGAGCUUCAGGGUUCAGGACACACACCUACCUACUCGCAAGAUGUGUGACAUCACUAUCACAACAAAGCCUUAUAAAAACCUUGUAUUGUAGAUUCACGGACCACAGUUCACAAAUUAUUCACACAUUAUAAUAGCCUGCAAUUGUGCCUACUCCCUGUGGUUAUCCAACUUCCUCCCGCCCAGUAGGUGACCCUAAUAUAUCAAUACAAAAUAACCGAUGAUGAUACACAAACAGGAAGAAGCUGGUGUUUACAUCUGACUGUCUUUUGGUUUCAUUUCAUUUUGCGGCCAGGCUGGAUUUUCACGUAUAACAUAUCAUUUCAUGACAGAGAAGACCUUCGGAAAACUGCUUAAAAUGGAAGACUAUAGUGUUUCCCGUAUGAUCUUGAUUGUCUUGUCGGUGCUCGUGUAUAUUGCUACUAUGGUCGUUAACAGUCUUGCUGGAGCUGGCAAAGGUCCGUUCCACACUAGCACAGGGAACGUGUCUAAGCAGUAUGAGACAGAUGUAACUCCUGCAGGCUGGACCUUCUCUAUCUGGGGCCUCAUCUACAGCUGGCUGACUGCCAUGGUACUCUACCUGGCUGCCAGCCUCUUCAGAGGGUAUUGGAGCCAGGCUGUGCUGCCCUAUGGGUUCUACGUCUGCUGGGUCUCCAACAUGGUGCUCAACAUGAUGUGGCUGCUGAUCUGGGACAGAGAGCUCAUGUGGGCUGCCCUGGUGGUGCUGGUUCUGAUGGUUGGAACCAACUGCUGCAUGGUGCUGUUCUCCUGCUACGCUGUGGAUCUGUACGGAGUCUGGCUCAGACACACACACCCCAGAGACCUGCUGUGCCUGCGACUGCUGGUCCAGAACGGCGUGUCUCUCUACACCACGUGGACGUGCAUCGCCACCCUGCUGAACCUGUCUGUGGUGCUGGGUGUGGAGGGCGUGGCCCGGGGCACAGCGGGGACCGCCUCCCUGUGUGCUCUGCUGCUGCUAGUGCUGGGCUGGUUCAUCCUGGAGAACUUUGUUCUGGAUCGCUACGUCCGCUACAUCCUGACCAUCUACCCUGUGGUCAUCAUCGCUUUGGGGGGAAUCGUGUCCAAGCAGUACCAACCUGGCAACCCCUCCGCCAACGCCGUCUUCUCCGUGGUUCUGCUGGCUCUGGCCUGCAUCCUGUUCCUGGUACGUGUUGCCAUGGUGAUCUGGAGAAACAGGAAGCAGCCUUUGUAUUCGGGCAUGUCCUCGGAUCACAUGACCUCACCGAUGAUGUCACCUGAUGCCUCGACCAAUAUGAAGAGAAAGAUCUUUAUGUAGGGCGAACAUGCAUUCAUGUCAGUACUAUCAACCAGUCUCCUCUCCCCCCUACCUCCUCCUCCUCUCCCCCCUACCUCCUCCUCCCCUCCCCCCUACCUCCUCCUCCUCUC